UGGCAGCAUACAUGAGCAAACAGCUCCAUUGACUCUUAGUAUGUAGAUACACUAGGAAUAUGUCACCACAAAGAUUGCUUCCAGAUUGUUUUUGCAGGGAUUUCUGAAUACAGACGACUCGUUGCUAUUGACUUAGGGUGAGUGGUUAACAUACUGUAGAGGAACCUAGGUAACCAUCUGAACGAAACAGUAAACAAGAUGGAAUCACCAUUGUGGAACGUGACUGAAGAGCCCACACGUUUGGCAGGGAUAGUGAUGAAUUCCAGUGAGAACUCCAGCUUGAUAGGCCGAGUUGCCUGUGUCACCUGGGACCCCACGAGAAACAUUAUUCUCCCACUUGUCUACUUGGUGGUCCUUUUUGUUGGACUCUUCGGGAAUUGCAUCGCGUUGCUGACAUUUCUACAGAAUGCCAGGAAGGUUAAAAAAGCAAUCCGGGUGUACCUGAUUAAUCUGACGCUGGCUGAUAUCCUAUUUAACCUCACUUUACCGUUUUGGGUGGUCUAUUAUUUCAAGGGGGGAGACUGGAUCUUCUCAGAGGUCAUGUGCCGGUUAGCUGGAACAUUCUACUAUAUAGCGACAUACAGCGCCAUCACCUUUAUGAUCUUCAUUAGCAUCAACAGGUACUGUACGGUCCGAAUGAAAAGACUCAACCUUCCUUUCAACAAACCAGUUGGAUCCCUUUGCACCUGUGCUGCAAUUUGGGUUGUUUGGAUUGCAUGUGCCAUUCCCACAUUGAUACAGCAGCAGUCUUUCAAGAGGGGGACCAUUGUAAAAUGUUUUGAAGAAUACUCUGGCAAGAGGUUUUAUGUGUAUGCAUCUUUCACAUUUUUCCUCAUAUCCUUAUUGAUUGUUCUACUGAGCUACAUUUCAAUAAUGAAAGCUCUUUCAGCCCAAGGGAAAACAUCUCAAGGCAUCCAUCGAAGGCUGGCUAAAUCGAUGGUGCUGGGGAUGCUUGUGGUGUUUUUGGUGUGUGCUUUGCCCUAUCAUGUUUUCCUAAUCCCCUGGGAGUUAAGCAGAGCUAACUCCGAAGAGAUUUCUCACUGUGGCCCUCCCAAGGCCAUUGACAUUAUCCACCAAUUGAAUGUGGCUUUGCUGAGCAUGAAUAGCUGCAUUGACCCAAUCAUCUACUGCUUCUCUGUAAAGCGGUUUCAGAGAGAGUUGAUGAGAACAUUCAGAAAACUGAUGCGCUGUUUGCCCUUUCAAGUGUAUACUUUUGAGGCCUCAGAAAUUCAUAUCAGAUCGACGUCACUCACUACGUCGUAGCCUCGGGGCUGAGAAGGAUUGGGGCCUGACCUUGAGGCCAGCACUCUGCAGUCUGUUACAUACUUACAGCUGAGUUAGAAACCAUCCUGGGAGCCAUCACACUCAGGUUUUCCUGCUAAAGCAUCCAUUGGGCUGUUCUCAGUGACUUCCCGCACCUAUUGAAGCUUGGCAUGACUCAAAAGACACUUGUGACUGGUGCAAUUUUUAAAUUCCUACCGAGUGAAUUUUCAUCCUUAAAGAAUGUGCAGCUUAAAUUCCAUCCAUUUUUGGCAUUAGAAGGCUUGCCUCAGAGCAGCAAGGACUAAAACUGACUUUGAAUUUCGAAGUGCUGACUUGAUAACAGCAUUGCCCCUAGGAACAGAUCCACGAGAAACAUGUCAAUGAAGGGAGAUUUGCUGGAAAAGUCUUAACAUUUUUAUCAUAAUGAAGUUGAAUGGAAAGAAGGCAAGAGAUGCAUGUUGAUAAAUUUGUACAUCACUGAGUUAUGUAUUGGGAAGUACAUGGGGAGGUGAAUCCUCUCCUUUACACUUAAAGCAACCAUGUCAAAAUUCUUUUUACUGACAAUGGUUACGAACAUUUGUUCCAUUUCCCAGAAUACUCAAGUGGAAAAUUGAAUCAGAUACAUUGGUCUGGUCUUAUUCUGCACUGCAAACAAUCCUGGUUAUUUUACUUCUUUGAAAAUUUGUUUGUCUCAUAAAUUUUCUUUUUGUAGUGAUACACUUCAUUUUUUUUAUUGUGGUAUCAAUUUUGUACUUUGUAAAGUAUUCAUAAUAUUUUUGAUUGUACUUUUCAUUGAAAUUCUGACCUUGACUUGUUUGAAGUCCUGGAGGCAAUUAACACUGGAAUCCAGCCUUCCAUUGUGACUGUUUUUAACGAGAACUGUAUUAAGUCUUAAUGAUUAUCUGGACAAUGUAUAUAAAUGAAU
Hemiscyllium ocellatum (epaulette shark) is the source of this 2188-nucleotide messenger RNA. RefSeq names its product platelet-activating factor receptor-like. Gene Ontology annotation, molecular function: platelet activating factor receptor activity. Lineage: Eukaryota; Metazoa; Chordata; Chondrichthyes; Orectolobiformes; Hemiscylliidae. The transcript is spliced from 3 exons. The coding region runs from base 199 to 1263 and encodes 354 amino acids. Gene Ontology annotation, biological process: phospholipase C-activating G protein-coupled receptor signaling pathway; chemotaxis; positive regulation of Rho protein signal transduction. Gene Ontology annotation, cellular component: membrane. The record is from RefSeq and is a predicted model, not a curated record.